This is a messenger RNA of Psilocybe cubensis, 912 nucleotides long. RefSeq lists its product as uncharacterized. NCBI's taxonomy places the organism in Eukaryota, Fungi, Basidiomycota, Agaricomycetes, Agaricales, Agrocybaceae. The record is from RefSeq and is a predicted model, not a curated record. Bases 1 to 912 code for a protein of 303 amino acids. The transcript is spliced from 6 exons.
AUGAACGCGCCAAAGAUGUCAAGCCUGAGGGGUGUCGAUCCUGAAUCGAAAGUUCUCCUGCCCAAACCUCAUCGCCACGACAAGUCCAAAGAGGUUCCGCAAUCCAGUUUGAAGGAAACGUCUUUCUGCUGGCUGGAACCUGCGGACAGGUAUUCGAUGAUUUGCGACGUUGCUGCGGAUAGCCUCGUUUUCCCGAUUCACGUCCCUGGGUAUCUCUGGCCAAAAGAUGCUGAUGUCUAUCAGAAAGAAGGUUUAUUUGGCAUUUUUUUCCACGGCGGCGGUUGGGGAGGAGGAUACACCAUGGGUAACGCAGGCGAAACAUUCGGUGAUUCUGGUUUGUACUGGCCAAGCAGCAGGAGGGUUAUUGGACACCAGUUAACUGUUCUCGUCUCUAGACAUCGUCCGGAAAAUUUUAAAGGCGAGAAAAUGCGCAUUUACCCAUUUGGCCUUAUGCUAAUGAAGUACCUUGAUUGCCAAAAAAUCCUGAAACUUCCUCGAGCUUUGAUACUUCUCUCGCCCUGGAUAGACAUGGCCCUUGACCAUGUGCUGCAUUUAUCAAAAGGAAGAUUGAGGCCUAACGCCGAGGUGGACGUUGUCGUUACCUCAUAUGUGGAAAACCUCAGGUUCUUGGGUCAUCAUCCCGUUGGGAGCCUUACAUCUCCUUACUUCUCAGCCAACCUUGCACCACCAGGUUCAUACGUGAAUUAUCCAAUCACUUACCUGUCCAUCGGGGAUUGUGAAACGUUCCUGCCGGAAAGUCUGCAGCUGAUCGACCUCAUGCGUGGAGACGGUGUCGACGUCACUUUCGAUUGCCAAAAGAUGCUGUUCACAAUUUCCUCCCCAAGACUGCCAUACCCGUUCCUUCUCGCGCUGCCAAGGAUCGUGUAUUGGAGAACGUGGCGAACUGGAUAA